CCGCCGCCGCCGCCUCCGCCCCCUCCAGCGCGGCCCGAUGGUGGCGGCGGUGGCGAGGCGCGAUGAGCCGCCCGUCCUCCGCCGGCCCCGGCCCUAGCAAGCCUUGCGGAAAGCAGCAGCAGCACGCUCCGUCCCCCGCCGCCGUCCUGCCGGGGACCGGCGGGGCUUCUCCGCCGCCUCCCCCGCCUCCUCCUCUUCCUCCGCCCCAGCAGCAGCAGCAGCAGCAGCAGCAGGAGCUGACCUCGCUCUUCGAGUGCCCCAUCUGCUUCGACUAUGUCCUGCCGCCCAUCCUGCAGUGCCAGGCCGGGCACCUGGUGUGCAAGCAAUGCCGGCAGCAGCUGAGCCUCUGUCCCACCUGCCGGGGCUCCCUCACCCCCAACAUCAGGAACCUGGCCAUGGAGAAGGUGGCCUCGGCUGUCCUCUUCCCGUGCAAGUAUGCCACAACAGGCUGCUCCCUGACACUCCACCACACAGAAAAGCCAAAACAUGAAGCCAUCUGUGAGUACCGUCCCUACUCCUGCCCGUGCCCUGGUACCUCUUGUGACUGGGAGGGAUCCUUGGAAGCCGUGAUGUCCCACCUCAUGCAUGCCCACAAAAGCAUUACCACCCUUCAGGGAGAAGACAUCAUUUUCCUUGCCACGGACAUUAACCUGCCAGGGGCGGUGGACUGGGUGAUGAUGCAGUCGUGCUUCGGCCACCACUUCAUGCUGGUGCUGAAGAAGCAGGAGAAGUGUGAAGGUCACCAGCAGUUUUUUGCCACCGUGCUGCUCAUUGGCACCCGUAAGCAGGCAGAGAGCUUUCAGUACAGACUGGAGCUGCACAGCAGCUGCCACCGGCUGACCUGGGAGGCGUCUCCCUGCUCCAUCCACGACGGCGUGCACGUGGCCAUCCGCAACAGCAACUGCCUCGUUUUUGACACCGCCACCGCGCACCUUUUUGCUGACAACGGAAACCUCGGCAUCAACGUGACAAUUUCCAUGUGCUGCCCGUGAUGCCGUGCUAGCGGGACUCGAGCUGUCUGGACGUAGUGCUUCACUGGGGUUUGGUUUCGGUUCCCGUUUUUUACGCUCUUCAGCUGUGUCACCUGGUACGCUAAGGUUUCUGACUAGCCAACGGUUGUAACUUGGGGCAGAAGAGGAACAAGAGUGUGCUGUAAGUAAUGUGAGCAGGGCAAGGUCUUUUAAAAUUCUUGGGUGCCUUAGGAAGAUUACACACACACAGUUACCUUUUAUAAUUUAAUUAUAUUUUAUGUAAAGAGUGCUUCCAUUGGAUAUAUGGCUGAAGAGGCUCCUGUCUGGAGCACACCUAAAAGCCCUUUCAUCAGCAGUACAGACUCCCUCUGAUGCUGGUGAGCUUUAGUAUCACAAGAGGGUUUGGUUUGGAAGAGACUAUCAUCUGUUCCAAUCCUCCUGCCGUGGGCAGGGACACCUUCCACUGUCCCAGGCUGCUCCAAGCCCUGUCCAGCCUGGCCUUGGGCACUUCCAGGGAUCCAGGGGCAGCCACAGCUGCUCUGGGCACCCUGUGCCAGGGCC
Onychostruthus taczanowskii (white-rumped snowfinch) is the source of this 1532-nucleotide messenger RNA. RefSeq names its product siah E3 ubiquitin protein ligase 2 (gene SIAH2). Gene Ontology annotation, cellular component: cytoplasm. The record is from RefSeq and is a predicted model, not a curated record. Gene Ontology annotation, molecular function: ubiquitin protein ligase activity; zinc ion binding; ubiquitin conjugating enzyme binding. NCBI's taxonomy places the organism in Eukaryota, Metazoa, Chordata, Aves, Passeriformes, Passeridae. Gene Ontology annotation, biological process: proteasome-mediated ubiquitin-dependent protein catabolic process; multicellular organism development. The transcript has 2 exons. The coding region runs from base 63 to 992 and encodes 309 amino acids.